AUGGUCCCACGCCUGUUCCUGGGCCAAAAAGCACUUUCAGUUGUGGUGCUGUGGGUGGGCACCAAUAAUCAUGGUCACACUGCAGAACAGAUCUGUGGAGGCAUCAUGGCCAUAGUCCAACUCAUCAAAGACAAGCAACCACAGGGAGUGCUACCCAGGGGUAAGAUGCCCAACUCCCUGCGGGAGAGGAACGCCCAGGUUAACAAGCUGGUUCAGGAGGCUGUGUCCUCUCUCCCCCACGCCUCCCUCCUCAAUGUGGACCCCGGCUUGGUGCACUCGGACGGCAGCAUCUCCCACCAGGACCUGUAUGACUACCUCCACCUCACCCCGCAGGGCUACCAGGCUGUGUGCCAGCCGCUACACGCCCACCUCAAGGGCCUGCUGGAGAAACAGGCUGAAAACUGA
Salvelinus namaycush (lake trout) is the source of this 405-nucleotide messenger RNA. Its product is annotated as platelet-activating factor acetylhydrolase IB subunit alpha1-like. The coding region runs from base 1 to 405 and encodes 134 amino acids. The record is from RefSeq and is a predicted model, not a curated record. The transcript has 3 exons. Lineage: Eukaryota; Metazoa; Chordata; Actinopteri; Salmoniformes; Salmonidae.